This is a messenger RNA of Rana temporaria (common frog), 2604 nucleotides long. Its product is annotated as protein kinase C-like. Gene Ontology annotation, molecular function: ATP binding; protein serine/threonine kinase activity. The transcript is spliced from 7 exons. Bases 1 to 2604 code for a protein of 867 amino acids. Gene Ontology annotation, biological process: protein phosphorylation. The record is from RefSeq and is a predicted model, not a curated record. Lineage: Eukaryota; Metazoa; Chordata; Amphibia; Anura; Ranidae.
AUGGGAAACUGCUUCACAUUUUGCCGGCGCAUCAAUAAUGAUGAUGAUGAUGACAUUUACCACCAGUCAUCUCCUGCCUGUCCCGCCUUGGCUAAGGCUGGGACCAGUAACAUCAGAGCCUCCAAUCCCAUGGAGGAUUCUUCAGGGUAUUCAAGCCCCGCACAUCCAGCUGAAACUGGAUCCAAUGACACCAACCUGAUCAUCAGUGUCAUUUCAGGGUCUGGUAGCCCUUCCUGCCUCACCUCGGCUGAGGUGACUGCAGCCACCAAUUCCAUCGCUGGAGAUGAGGACCACUACCAGUCAUCUCCAAACCCCUCAGGGUGUCAUAGCCCUGCCAGUCCCACCUUGGCUAAGGCUGGGACCAGUAACAUCAGAGCCUCCAACCCCAUGGAGGAUUCUUCAGGGUAUUCAAGCCCUGUACAUCCAGCUGAGACUGGAUCCAAUGACACCAAUCUCAGCAUUGGUGUCAUUUCAGGGUCUGGUAGCCCUUCCUGCCUCACCUCGGCUGAGGUGACUGCAGCCACCAAUUCCAUCGCUGGAGAUGAGGACCACUACCAGUCAUCUCCAAACCCCUCAGGGUGUCAUAGCCCUGCAUGUCCCGCCUUGGCUAAGGCUGGGACCAGUAACAUCAGAGCCUCCAACCCCAUGGAGGAUUCUUCAGGGUAUUCAAGCCCUGUACAUCCAGCUGAGACUGGAUCCAAUGACACCAACCUGAUCAUCAGUGUCAUUUCAGGGUCUGGUAGCCCUUCCUGCCUCACCUCGGCUGAGGUGACUGCAGCCACCAAUUCCAUCGCUGGAGAUGAGGACCACUACCAGUCAUCUCCAAACCCCUUAGGGUGUCAUAGCCCUGCCUGUCCUGCCUUGGCUAAGGCUGGGACCAGUAACAUCAGAGCCUCCAACCUGAUGGAGGAUUCUUCAGGGUAUUCAAGCCCUGUACAUCCAGCUGAGACUGGAUCCAAUGACACCAAUCUCAGCAUUGGUGUAAUUUCAGGGUCUGGUAGCCCUUCCUGCCUCACCUCGGCUGAGGUGACUGCAGCCACCAAUUCCAUCGCUGGAGAUGAGGACCACUACCAGUCAUCUCCAAACCCCUCAGGGUGUCAUAGCCCUGCCUGUCCUGCCUUGGCUAAGGCUGGGACCAGUAACAUCAGAGCCUCCAACCCCAUGGAGGAUUCUUCAGGGUAUUCAAGCCCUGCACAUCCAGCUGAGACUGGAUCCAAUGACACCAACCUGAUCAUCAGUGUAAUUUCAGGGUCUGGUAGCCCUUCCUGCCUCACCUCGGCUGAGGUGACUGCAGCCACCAAUUCCAUCGCUGGAGAUGAGGACCACUACCAGUCAUCUCCAAACCCCUCAGGGUGUCAUAACCCUGCCAGUCCCACCUUGGCUAAGGCUGGGACCACCAUCAGCACCUCCAGCAUCACGGAGGUCCAUUCACAGCCUGCAGCACAUUGCAGCCCUGCAUGCCCGGAUGAAGAUGGAACAGCCAACACCAACCUGGGCACAGAGUGUGUCCUUUCAGGACCUUGCAUCCCUUCCCAUCCUGGAACCCCUGACACUGCCCUAAGCAUGGCGAGUGUCUUCUCAGGAACUUCCAACUCAGAGACUGAAUCCACCGGAGACGACUCCACCGCACCAAGCGAGGACGUGAGAAUAACGCUGUCAAGCUUCACAUUGCACUGUGAGCUUGGAGAAGGAAGCUUUGGAAAGGUUGUUCUGGCGACUCACCGAAAGAGCCAGCAGAAAGUGGCCAUCAAGUCAGUGAUUAAGACUAGAAAUACCUACGACCUUGACAUAGAACGCUACGCCAUGGAGAAGUCACAAGGAUGCCCCUUUCUUAUUCAGCUAUAUGCCGCCUUCCAAACCCCCCUCACCGCCUGCUUUGUGAUGGAAUACGCCAGCGAAGGGAGUUUAAGGGACUUCAUCUGGAAAUAUUCACCAGUCGACAGCGACUACAUCCAAUUCCUUGUGGCAGAAAUAUCGUGUGGCCUGGAAUUCCUUCACUAUAAUGGCAUCCUUCAUAGGGACCUCAAGCCUGAUAAUAUCCUGAUGGAUGAAGAAGGACAUGUCCGCAUUGCCGACUAUGGACUGGCAGUAGCAGGUCUAUGGGACGAUGAAAGAAGCACCGGUGUGGCUGGAACCAGAGGAUUCAUGGCUCCGGAGGUUGUCAACAAUGACUAUUACCAGUUUGAACCGGACUGGUUUUCACUAGGAGUCAUUAUCUACAUCUUGGCCACAAAGCAUAUGCCAUUUGGGAGCAUGACCUUUGAUGAAUACCGGAGAGAGGUGAACUUCAGCUAUCCCGAUUACCCCCCUGACAUGGACCCGGACCUGGAGGACUUCAUAAAAGGACUGCUUUGCAAAUAUCCGGAGGAGAGACUGGGGAUCAGUGAAGACAUCCGAUCCCACAUCUACAUGGAAUCCAUCGACUGGGAAGAAGUGGAGAAAGGGAACGCAUUUCCCCCUUUCCAAGUGGACAUGCAGAUGGACAUGGAUAUAGACAACCGACUUUCUCCAUCGGCUAUAAUGCCAAAUACAUCAAAGAAGCCAGGAGAGGAGAUAUACCUACCCGAGUUCACAUACAUCAACAGCAUGUGGGCACGCAUGUGA